Aplosporella prunicola CBS 121167 is the source of this 606-nucleotide messenger RNA. RefSeq lists its product as uncharacterized. The coding region runs from base 153 to 530 and encodes 125 amino acids. The record is from RefSeq and is a predicted model, not a curated record. Lineage: Eukaryota; Fungi; Ascomycota; Dothideomycetes; Botryosphaeriales; Aplosporellaceae. The transcript has a single exon.
CGAGGGCGCCUGAACAGAAGUCCAUCAUUCUCCGGCUCUCUCAAAAUACCCUGGUUGUUGACGAAGGUCGUCGUGGUGUACUCGGGCUACCCAAAUAUGCCUUGUUUCGCGGCUGAGUUCUGGUUUUGUUGAAGGAUAUUGAUCAGGCAUCUAUGUCUUCCGCUAUGCGGUCGCCAGCAGCGCUCACGGCUGGUCGCAAGUGUUUUGCAUAUCCUCUUUUCUUGUUCGUUUGGGGCUUUCUAAAAUCGGGCUUUGGGUCUUUCACACGAAUCACUCGCCUGCCGACUUGUCGCCCAUCGUCCAGUGAAACUAUGAACGUGCAAGUUCCAGUGAUUGUAUUCGAUAUUCUUCACUGGUGCACUUGCUACCUCCUGGCGUGGCUAUCCCACGAAAGCUCCCAAAUCUUAGAAGUUCAUCCAAGGGUAUUUUACGUUGAUCAAAACACGAUGGAGCCUAUUCCCUGCCUUCUAGGCAGGCAGGUACGUCCAGUAAACGGCUUGAUUGGUAAGGCUUUCAAAUAUUAUGAAUGAGCCUAUGUGACAGUAGUCCUCGACCUGUGACUUAUCCAUAGGUCACCAACCCAAAGUCGAUGCUGUAUGCUAGUUG